Daphnia carinata is the source of this 1851-nucleotide messenger RNA. Its product is annotated as tubulin alpha-8 chain-like. Gene Ontology annotation, molecular function: structural constituent of cytoskeleton; GTP binding. NCBI's taxonomy places the organism in Eukaryota, Metazoa, Arthropoda, Branchiopoda, Diplostraca, Daphniidae. Gene Ontology annotation, biological process: microtubule cytoskeleton organization; mitotic cell cycle. Gene Ontology annotation, cellular component: cytoplasm; microtubule. The transcript has 11 exons. Bases 200 to 1570 code for a protein of 456 amino acids. The record is from RefSeq and is a predicted model, not a curated record.
GUAUCAAUACCUGUCUGGUCCAGCUUUCGUUCUUCCGAGUGAAGUGGUCUCGUGCGACGAAAGAGGUCCAGCACAACUAGCCAUUGUCCUAACGGGCUGCCCUCUCGAAUCGCGCGAAUUCGUUCGUCUCUCUCUCUCUCUCUCUCCUCAUUUAUUCAUUUAGCUGUCAACUACUAUCCACUCCGAAAACAUAUUCAAAAUGCGCGAAGUCAUUUCCAUCCAUGUUGGCCAGGCCGGCGUCCAAAUGGGCAACUCUUGCUGGGAAUUGUAUUGUCUGGAACACGGAAUACGGCCCGAUGGCAUCCUCUCCGAAACACGUCCACCUCAAGCGAGCGGCGGAAGCAAUUCGCCCAGCACGUUUGGAACGUUUUUCAGCGAAACGGCCAGCAAUAAACAAGUGCCCAGAGCGCUUUUCGUCGAUUUGGAACCUUCCGUCGUUGAUACGGUUCGCACGGGCACCUACCGUCAGCUGUUCCAUCCCGAUCAGUUGAUAACGGGCAAGGAGGAUGCGGCCAAUAAUUACGCUCGGGGUCAUUACACGGUGGGUCGAGAGAUUGCCGACGUCGUAUCGGAUCGCAUCCGACGGCUGGUAGAGAAUUGCGUCGGCCUCCAGGGAUUUUUAGUCUUUCACUCAUUUGGUGGUGGAUCCGGCUCGGGAUUCACUUCUUUAUUGAUGGAAAGACUCUCUGUCGACUAUGGCAAGAAGAGCAAACUGCAAUUUUGCAUCUAUCCGGCACCUCAGGUGUCAACGGCCGUUGUGGAGCCUUAUAAUUCCAUCUUGACGACUCACACAACUUUGGAACAUUCCGAUUGUGCUUUUAUGGUGGAUAACGAAGCCAUUUACGACAUUUGCCGCCGUAAUUUGUCCAUUGAACGGCCCACCUACACCAAUUUGAACCGUUUGAUUGGUCAAAUCGUCUCGUCCAUUACGGCAUCCCUUCGUUUCGAAGGUGCUCUCAACGUCGAUUUGACUGAAUUCCAGACCAAUUUGGUGCCCUACCCGAGAAUUCAUUUCCCACUGGUGACUUACGCUCCGAUGCUUUCGGCCGAAAAGGCCUAUCACGAACAACUGAGCGUGGCUGAAAUCACAUCCGCUUGUUUCGAACCCAACAACCAAAUGGUCAAGUGUGACCCUCGUAAAGGAAAAUACAUGGCAGUGUGCCUGCUGUACCGAGGUGAUGUCGUACCCAAAGACGUCAAUGGAGCCAUCGCAUCCAUGAAGAGCAAACGAACCAUCCAGUUCGUCGAUUGGUGCCCUACUGGUUUCAAAGUGGGAAUCAAUUACCAAGCUCCGACGAUCGUUCCAGGGGGUGAUUUGGCCGCUAUGCAGCGCUCCGUCUGCAUGAUAUCCAACACUACUGCCAUUGUCGAGGCCUGGGGCCGGCUCAAUCACAAAUUCGAUUUACUCUACACGAAACGGGCAUUCGUUCACUGGUACGUGGGCGAGGGCAUGGAAGAAGGCGAAUUUUCAGAAGCACGUGAAGAUCUGGCUGCUCUUGAAAAAGACUACGAAGAAGUGGCCAUGGAGGACUUGUCUGAUUCAGACGGCGUCAUCGGCGACGAAUACUAAAAAUUAAUGUUGUUGUGUGCUGCUCACUUUUAUCAAAUUUAUUAUUACUGUUUUGUUUUGUUUUUUUUUGGCUUUUCUUAUCUCGUGUGUUUGUCUUUUUUUUUUUAUUAUUUGUUUUUGUGUUUUUCACAAACUGAUGGCCUACUUCUAUUCCCCCAUUUUUUUGUGUGUGUUUCCAUAGAUUUUUUUUUUUUUUUCUUAAUUCUUUUAAUUAUCUUUGGCUUGCUGAUCGUGUACUGGUUCAAUCAAUUAAACUAAAAGAUUUUUUUGUGCGUCGAUAA